GCCGGAAGCGCGGCGGGCGGGCCGGGCCGGGCCGUGCUGGGCGCCGCCAUGAGCUUCCUCAUCGACUCCAGCAUCAUGUUCACCUCGCAGGUGCUGUUCUUUGGAUUUGGGUGGCUCUUCUUCAUGCGAAAGCUCUUCAAAGAUUAUGAGGUACGACAGUAUGUGGUCCAGGUGAUCUUCUCUGUGACUUUUGCCUUCUCUUGUACCAUGUUUGAGCUCAUAAUCUUUGAGAUUUUGGGAGUGCUGAACAGCAGCUCUAGAUAUUUUCAUUGGAAGCUGAACCUGUGUGUCAUUCUGCUCAUCCUAGUUUUCAUGGUGCCUUUCUACAUUGGUUACUUUGUUGUGAGCAAUAUCAGAUUAUUGCACAGACAGAAACUACUUUUUGCAUGUGUUGUCUGGUUGACCUUCAUGUAUUUCUUCUGGAAGUUGGGGGAUCCGUUUCCAAUCCUCAGCCCAAAACAUGGAAUCCUAUCUAUAGAACAGCUCAUCAGCCGUGUUGGUGUGAUUGGGGUGACACUCAUGGCUUUGCUGUCAGGAUUUGGGGCUGUCAACUGUCCAUACACUUACAUGUCCUACUUUCUCAGGAAUGUAACAGAUGCAGAUAUUUUGGCUCUGGAGCGACGACUCCUUCAGACUAUGGACAUGAUUGUUAGCAAGAAAAAAAGGAUAGCAGUGGCUCACAGGACAAUGUUCCAGAGAGGAGAAGUGCAUAACAGACCCACUGGCUUCUGGGGAAUGAUAAAAAGUGUUACAACAUCUGUUCCUGGCAGUGAAAAUCUGUCCCUUAUCCAGCAAGAAGUGGAUGCCCUGGAAGAAUUGAGUCGUCAGCUUUUCCUGGAAACUGCUGACUUGCAUGCAACAAAGGAGAGAAUAGAGUAUUCCAAAACUUUUCAGGGAAAAUACUUUAACUUUUUGGGCUAUUUUUUCUCCAUCUACUGUGUCUGGAAAAUCUUCAUGGCAACCAUCAAUAUUGUAUUUGACCGUGUGGGGAAGACUGAUCCAGUCACAAGAGGAAUUGAGAUCACUGUAAAUUACCUGGGAAUCCAGUUUGAUGUCAAAUUCUGGUCUCAGCACAUUUCCUUUAUUCUUGUUGGAAUAAUCAUUGUUACCUCUAUUAGAGGGUUGUUAAUCACACUUACAAAGUUCUUCUAUGCCAUUUCCAGCAGCAAGUCCUCCAAUGUUAUUGUUCUGCUGUUAGCCCAGAUAAUGGGAAUGUACUUUGUGUCGUCAGUGCUCCUGAUCCGCAUGAGCAUGCCUCCGGAAUACCGCACCAUUAUUACUGAGGUCCUGGGAGAGCUCCAGUUCAACUUCUACCACCGUUGGUUUGAUGUGAUAUUCCUAGUUAGUGCCCUGUCCAGUAUCCUCUUUCUCUACUUAGCACACAAACAAGCCCCAGAAAAGCAUAUGGCCCUCUGAGGCAGAAUGGCAGCCAUGCACUGCUCUCUGUCCUGUCAGCUGCACUGCUGCAAUUCCUGUGGAUUGCAGAACUUGGAGAGACGGGACUGCUCUGUGUGUUUGGCAGUGUAACUGCAAACCUUGGAGAGACAGGACUACUCUGUGUGUUCUGGCUCCUUGAACUUCCACAUGUGUCAUCAUCAAGCUCUGAGGCUCGUUUUGUUUGUUUAGCUGGAAGGGAUGGGGAUGUGUGUGUUAAAGUUGAAACAGUUAAUUGCCAAGCAAUAAAAGCAAUCCUGGACACACCACUAUGCAGGGGCGUCAGAGCUUGUGUGGUAGGCUGGCUGAGGGAACACCUCCUACUGUUGGAACACCAUCUUCACAGAAGGCACCAAGAAAUGCGAUUUUUCUUUUGAAAAUCAACUUAUAAUUGGGAUUUGGAGGACAGCAAUUCUGGAAUUGAAUGUUUGAGUCUGUGGAAUUAAAUAAGUGUUUGUAAUAUGCGA
Messenger RNA from Lonchura striata (white-rumped munia), 1901 nucleotides. It is a transcript of the gene GPHRB, whose product is annotated as golgi pH regulator B. Gene Ontology annotation, cellular component: Golgi cisterna membrane. Gene Ontology annotation, biological process: intracellular pH reduction. Gene Ontology annotation, molecular function: voltage-gated monoatomic anion channel activity. The record is from RefSeq and is a predicted model, not a curated record. NCBI's taxonomy places the organism in Eukaryota, Metazoa, Chordata, Aves, Passeriformes, Estrildidae.